UUAAAUCAAAUCAAAUCAUCGUCAUCAAAUUGUGGUAAAAUUUCAUUAAAAUAUAAUGCCUGAAAGCGAUUCUGACGACUUUGAAAGUGCUGACGAGGAUGUUGAUCAUCAGAAGCCAUCAAAAGGAACAAAAUCUGAAGAUGUUAAGCCACAAAUCGAAAGUAGUGAGACAAUGAAGAAAUCCAGUAGUGGAAGUUCAUGGAGAAGUUGGGGCGCAUUUGAAAUGAUUAGUACGGCUAGUAAAAGUGUAGCAAGCGUUACCACCAAAGUGUCUCAAUCUUUAACUACUGCAAUAGAAUCAAUCAACAGUAUCCCAAAUCCUGAAGAAAUGGCAAAGAUACAAGUUGAGGAUAAAAAGACAAAAAGUGAUGAGUCUAUUGAUAAUGAGCAAAAGUUGAGAGAUGAAGCGAGUGGAUUUAAAUUAGACAGCUUACUUUCAAAUGUAAGUUUAAUAAGUUCCAAAGUUAUGACUGGUGGACUUGAAACAUUAGAAGGUAUUGGAAAGAAAACGAUGAAUAUAAUUCAAGAUACUGACCCAAAUAUUAAAAACAAGCUUCGUAAUAUGAAUUCUUCGAAUAGACCAAAUUUGAGUGACAUUUUAAAGGAAGCAAAAGAUUUUGAUACAGGCAAUGAAAUUCGAGAUUCUGAGAUUAAAGUGCCAUUAGUGUCGUUUGAACAUGAAUUGCUUGAAGAGUACAGUGGAUUAGUUUAUUUGGAAGCUUUAGAAAUAUUGUCGAAACAAUCUAAAUUAAAAAUUGAGCUUUUGAUGAAGCCACUUACUGGAAAAUCUUUAGCUGAUAUGGACGAAACGUUAAAGGAAGUAGAAGAGUUAUUUGAAUUGCCUGAUUCAGACUCUGUCAAUGAUAAAAUAACGACAACAACUUUAGGCGAUCAUUUGGCAAAAGCAAUUGAGGAUUUAAGUAUUGCUUUGAAUUUUAAGGAAAUUAUCAGCUACUCAUUGGAACUCAAUAAACAAUUUGACGAGGCUGAUGAUACAGAGAGAGAUUGUAAGCAAGUUUAUAAUAAUUCCAUCGUUGCAUUGGCAAAGUUGUGUGCAUUGUCGCUCAACAAUUAUCAGAAAAUGGCAGAAUUGAUGCUCUCGCUUAGUCACAGAUCUACGGCAGAUGAGGUUGAUUCAGUCAUACAGCUCACGUCAAUUUACUUUAGUCUUUUUAACUAUGUUGCAAGUAAAUUUUCUGAAAAAAUAGCAAACUCUAAGCCAUGCGAAGAUACCAAAAAAAUGUCUAUGGAAGUAUUCAUGGAGUGCUCGAAUGCAACAGCUUAUGUAAAAAAGGCAUUUAGUUUCUUUAUUCCAGUCCUUCAAAUUGGAGCGCUUUAACUGAAAUGAAUGCCUGCACUAUUAAAUGCAUGAAGGACUUUCAUGAAAUCAUCAAUGUCCAUUGUUCGCGCUCUAAAUUUAUCAGCUUCAAGUGUCGUUAAUAUCUCUUCAACUUUACUUUUAAUGUCGAAAUCUUUUGGCACAUCCUGUGAAAUAAAUCACACAAAAAUGUACAUAAUGUUGCUAUUCUCAUGA
Messenger RNA from Chironomus riparius, 1534 nucleotides. The record is from the annotation of a GenBank genome assembly. NCBI's taxonomy places the organism in Eukaryota, Metazoa, Arthropoda, Insecta, Diptera, Chironomidae.